Molecule: messenger RNA, 936 nt
Organism: Cucumis sativus (cucumber)
Lineage: Eukaryota; Viridiplantae; Streptophyta; Magnoliopsida; Cucurbitales; Cucurbitaceae
Exons: 2
Coding region: 7-573 (188 amino acids)
Molecular function (GO): zinc ion binding; nucleic acid binding
Source: RefSeq, a predicted model, not a curated record
GAGAAGAUGGUUGUUAUGAUUUUUCUGAAUGGACUCUUACCUGAAUUUGGAAUGGCAAAGACACAGAUUCUCUCUGACUCCAAGAUUCCAUCAUUAGAUGAUGCCUUCACUCGAGUCCUUCGCAUUGAAAGCUCUCCGACUAGUGUGUCUAUUCCUCAACCCAGUAGUGCUCUCUUUAGCAAGAACAAUAACCCUCGGGCACCUCAGAGGAAUAGUACUGAUCAUCGAAAACCAGAGUCUGUAGAGAUUGUUUGUAACUACUGUCGUAAGCCAGGCCAUAUGAAACGUGAUUGUCGGAAAUUGCUAUAUAAGAAUAGUCAACGAUCUCAACAUGCUCAGAUAGCCUCCACAUGUGAUAUACCAGAGGCGUCAGUUACUAUUUCUGCAGAUGAGUUUGCUAAGUUUCAGAAUUACCAAGAGUCAUUACAAGCGUCAUCUUCCUCUACUCCGAUUGCAUCCACUGUUGCCCCAGGUAAUAUAAAGUGUCUUCUUACAUCAUCUACCAAAUGGGUCAUAGACUCUGGUGCCACAGCUCAUAUGACAGGAUCGUGUGACGAAGAAGAUUAUUGGUAGAGGAUAUGAGUCAGGAGGCCUUUAUCUCUUUGAUCAUCAAGUAUCGCAAGCUGUGGCGUGUCCUGUCGUUCCCUCUCCUUUUGAAGUCCAUUGUCGUUUAGGUCAUCCAUCUUUGUUCGUGUUGAAGAAACUUUAUCCAGAAUUUAGGUCUUUGUCCUCUUUAAAUUGUGAUUCGUGUCAAUUUGCGAAAUUUCAUCGUCUUAGUUCGAGUCCUCGAGUCGAUAAACGAGCAAUUGCUCCAUUUGAGUUAGUUCAUUCUGAUAUUUGGGGUCCGUGUCCAGUUGUAUCUCAAACAGGCUUUCGUUAUUUUGUUACUUUUGUUGACGAUCAUUCUCGUCUAACUUGGUUAUAUUUAAUGAAAAA